CCUCCUCCUGGCUGGGGACACCCUAACCCUUUCCCCAGGCACAGGGGAGGCUGCAGAAUAGAGAGAUAUGUUUAAAAAAAACCCCAAAGAAACAUAAAAGGCCCGGUUGGUGCCAUUUCCUGGGACCGGACGCGCGUUGGUCACGAGGUGAGAAGGUGUCUGAGGCUGGUGUCGCUCUCGGGACAUGCCAACGACCUCCAGAGCCACCAUGGCUGGGGAAAUGGGUCAUGCCGAUCUAAGAAAUCCUGGGAAUGAGCCUUCUCCGGCUGAGAAAUGUCCUGCUUAAUUGUGGCCUCUUCCAACUCCUGCCCCAUGCCUGUGGUGGCACAGAGUCCUCCUCACAGCCGGGGCGCUGGGGCACCUCGUCCUGCUGGUGCUGGUGGUGCUCCAAAAUGUGAGUGUUUUUCAGGGAUCUCCAGGUCCUGAAAGUGACACCAGAGUUGAGAGCCAGGCCAGGAACCAGACGGAGCAAUGCAUCUUCCCAUCCCUGGUGCAGUACUUCUGCCAGCCCCAGGGGCAGAGCCCCCCAGCCCCUGCUGGCUGCAAGCUGUGCCCCCAGGACUGGCAGCUCCGUGGGGAGAGAUGCUACUGGCUCUCCAAGGAAUCGGGGAACUGGACUCGGGGCAGGAAAAGCUGCAAAGAUCAGGGCUCCGAGCUGGUGGUGCUCAAGAACGAGACAGAAAUGGAGAACGUCAAGAGUGUCACAAGUAGGAUCUCGUGGUCGGUGUGGGUCGGGUUGAGGUCGCGGCAGAAGGAGUGGACGUGGGUGGACAACACCCCCUACGACCCCCACAGGUUUGGGGUCCUGCAGGAGCCGGACAAAGGGUUCUGUGGGACCCUGAAAGGCAAGAACUUGGAGGUUGAUGGCUGUGCCAGUGACCACACGUGGGUUUGCCAAAAAGCCCCUUUCCAGCUCUCCUCGCCCAUGGUUGGGAAGCUGGAUGAUGCCUCCACCUGACACACUCGGGCACGGACCUCGUGUGGUACAAAAAAAAAAUUUAUUACAAUUUUUUCAUGGUUUAUCCACCUCAUUACAUCAGCAGUAAAUUCCUGUUAGUGACUUUUCUCUAUAUCUACUUUUUAGUUAAACAUUCUCUGCACAGGAGAAAAAUACUCCCAAGCAAUUUCACACACACACGGAUUUAUCACCACAUCUGCAUUUAUCUUGCAAGUUCCCCUUAAGUUUC
Manacus vitellinus (golden-collared manakin) is the source of this 1187-nucleotide messenger RNA. RefSeq names its product killer cell lectin-like receptor subfamily B member 1B allele B. The record is from RefSeq and is a predicted model, not a curated record. Lineage: Eukaryota; Metazoa; Chordata; Aves; Passeriformes; Pipridae. The transcript has 6 exons.